Molecule: messenger RNA, 1467 nt
Organism: Caenorhabditis bovis
Lineage: Eukaryota; Metazoa; Nematoda; Chromadorea; Rhabditida; Rhabditidae
Source: the annotation of a GenBank genome assembly
AUGCAAAAUGAUGCGAGCCGAGACUUUUUUGAAAAUAGAGAAACAGUUUAUGAUAUAGAAAAUAUUGAGGAAUUGGAUCAUUUUGAAAUUGGCGAUGCCGGAUGUUCAGAUCCUGAGGAGGUUGCCGAAAGUGAAAUAGGAAUUUGGCCAGAAAGCGACGAAAAAGCGAAUCCGAAAAAGCAACGAAAAGGGAAACGCCCGGGAAGAAAGUUACAGGGAACAAUAAUCAAAGUUCCAAGAAAGCAGCCUCCACGAGAAUGUCGUAUAAAAUCGUAUCAGGAAUUUGCAAACUUUGACGGAGACGAAGAAAUGGGAAUUGAAAUCGAAGUUGACGAGGGCGACGAAGAAGAAGAAUUUUAUAAUAAUAAGACGUGGCGAUUAUUUGUGCGAACUGACGGCUCAGGAAUGCAUUUUGACUGGCCAAUAUAUUCUGAAUCGGUCGUGACAAUAACAAACGUUGUAACGAUUAUCUCAUCGAACGCUUCAGUAGUACCAGAGGAUCAAAUUUGUACAACUAUCCCACAAGAAUAUACGAAUACUGGAACGUUCGUUGUACAUUUGGAAGAAUUUUUGAGUAAAGAGGAGCUGUGCAAUGAUGGUCUGGGAGUUUGGCAACCCGCAUCGAUGUUCGUCAGAAAAUAUGUGGUGCAAAAGAGCUCAAGAAGACCUUUGGUAACAGAGAGAAAUGAUCACAAUUUGAAGAUUGUUUGCGAGCAAUUCGUUCAUCCAGGAACGGAUUCUCGUGGUGACUUUUUUCGUCGAAUUUACACGGGAUUCGACAAAGAUGAGCACAUGAUUCCUUAUGUGAUAAUCAGCUACCAAUGGAUGGGAGAACCUCAUCCUCUCACAGUAUGCUGUAACGAGGAAGAAACUGAAAAGAGCGAGCCAGCAACGUGGAAGAAAUGUGCAAAUGAAGAAAUUCAUGUUCCGAUUCUUCUAAAAACUGCAUGUAACUAUAACACAGCAAUAUCAAUUCUUCUCUCUUGUGACAAAUUCGAAAAUUAUGGCAAAUCGGUACCGAUGGAAGUGCAUGAAUGCGUCACAUUUGCUCUUGACGUAACGCAAUGUGGCGGUGAAACGGCGAUUCAUGCAGACGGAAAUAAAUGGUCAAAACCAUCGGGUAAAAGUCGUCAAUAUCGCGUGAUCUACGAUGUCAAUGGUGAUGAGGAUUCGUGGCGAUUCGAACGAACACAAACCGCUGAUUUCGAUGUGCAGGUGAUUUGUCGAGUAUACGCUGGUCGCGACGAGUCCUUCGGGCUUUUGCGCAAGAUUUUCGUGUUGCGCAUUCAGCCGUCUUGUCCGCAACAUGUUGUCGAUUCUCUCGUCAACGUCAACAUCGCUAUCGUUUCAUAUUCGUGGCGUCAAAUGCCGCCGGUCCCAUUUUAUAUGGAUCCGUCGACGUCGAAUUCUGGUGAAAUUGAAGUUGGCGAAGAAGCAAUUCCGAAUGAUAAGAAUACUUUGAUGUAA